This is a messenger RNA of Cynara cardunculus var. scolymus (artichoke), 928 nucleotides long. Its product is annotated as protein yippee-like. The coding region runs from base 134 to 520 and encodes 128 amino acids. Lineage: Eukaryota; Viridiplantae; Streptophyta; Magnoliopsida; Asterales; Asteraceae. The record is from RefSeq and is a predicted model, not a curated record. The transcript has 5 exons. Gene Ontology annotation, cellular component: ubiquitin ligase complex.
GGGUCCACGAAGAGUAGUUUUGAACAAAAAGCGUAUAUAUCCUGGGGACCGAUUGCGUGGAAUAUUAUGUUGAUUGAUUCCGUCCAUUACCCAUCAUUCUUCUCCGAUUCUUCCAUCAACCGUCGUCUGAGAAAUGGGUCGAGUCUUUCGAGUAACGUUGGAGGGCAAAAUCUACAGUUGUAAACACUGCAGAACCCAUCUUGCUCUUUGCGAUGAUAUCGUUUCAAAGACCUUCCAGUGCAAGCAUGGAAAGGCUUAUCUCUUCAGUAAGGUCGUAAAUGUGACUGUUGGUGCCAAGGAAGAUAGACUGAUGAUGACUGGGCUGCACACAGUUGCUGACAUUUUCUGCGUCAAAUGUGGAUCAAUUGUUGGAUGGACAUAUGAAACCGCACAUGAUAAGAACCAAAAGUACAAAGAAGGGAAAUCAGUUCUGGAACGGUUGAAGCUUUCUGGUCCUGAAGGAAGCAAUUAUUGGGUUAGUCAUGAAGCACAUAUCGGUGGAAGUGAUCAAGAUGAUUAACCUGCUGCAUUUGAAACAUGUACAUUCUGCCAUCUUCUCUCCUGAUGUUAUUAGUUCAAAUUCAUGGAUUGUUACCUGAAAUUAUCGUAUCACCGUCAAGCGUGUGGCUGUAAUGGUAUUCUGCGCGUCUUAUACCUUAAAGGGGACUCAAAUUGUCACUCGGACGCCAUUCAACGCUUUAAAAAUUUGGAUUGUUUAUCGACUCUAAAAAGUUAUCAAGCAAAUAGUUUGGUAGAUCAAGAAUUGUUGGGAAACAAGUUACCUAUGAUGUCAAAGCUACCCAGAUAUCCAUUGAAAAAGAAUUACUGUUUAUGUUGUUUAUGUUACCCAAAAGUGGAAUGCUCUUCUUAUCUUGUAAUUUGUAUUGAUGGUUUUGGAAGCAAUACCAAUUUACUUCAUUUCAGAUGA